AUGACAGUCAAGGAUCUUGAAAAACCGCAGUCGGCUCAGAUGGAGGUCGCCCCCAAUGGGGACAGCCUAAGUUCUCAACCUGAGGGUGAUUACUCAGGGGCAGUUAGCAAAAGCAAUGCUGCUGAGAUCGCUCUGUGCCGCAAACUGGACAGACGGAUUCUCCCCAUUCUUUGGGCCAUGUACUACCUUAAUUAUCUGGACCGAAAUGCGAUUGCCCAAGCUAGGCUGAACAACCUGGAAGAUGACCUGGGGUUGGUGGGCAAUCAGUUCAAUGUGGCAGUCUCAAUCCUCUUUGUUGGUUAUCUUGUGAUGCAAGUUCCAUCGAAUAUGAUCAUGUCGAAAGCACAUUUUAAGCCGAGUUACUACAUGGCCAUUUGCAUGAUGGUUUGGGCUAUCGUUAGCGCAUGCACCGCUGCCGUCCACAAUUACAUCGGCUUGCUGAUGGUUCGAUUCUUCCUGGGUAUCACGGAAGCCCCGUACUAUCCAGGGGCCAUGUUUUUGCUCAGUGUGUUUUAUACGAGAAAAGAAAUCGCUACGAGGCUUUCGAUCCUAUACUCCGCCAACAUCCUCGCAACCGCCACUUCUGGUCUGAUUGCUGCAGCAACAUUCGAGACUCUCGACGGAGUUCGAGGCCUGUCGGGAUGGAGAUGGCUCUUCAUCAUAGAGGGCGCCGUUACUUUCGGGGUCGCACUGAUCAGCAUGUUCUUCCUGCCCGAUCAUCCAUUGACGACACGAUGGUUGACUCCAGAAGAGCGAGAGCUGGCACACGCCCGCAUUGCCCGAGACACAGUGGGAUUGGAAGCCAACAAAGGCGCUCGUGCAGGCUUCAUGCAGGCCGUGCGGGACCCCCGUCUGUGGCUGAUCACCUUCAUGCAAAACUGUCACUUGUCCGCAACGGGCUUCAACUCAUUCUUCCCCACGGUAGUGAAAACCCUAGGAUUCUCUCGCACGAUGACCCUGGUGCUUACCUGCCCUCCAUAUCUCGUCUCAGCUCUUGCCUGCGUGGUUACGGGCAUCAGCUCCGGAAAAUUCAACGAGCGCACGUGGCAUAUUACGGGCGGCAUGGUGGUAGCCAUGAUAGGCUUUAUAACCGCCAGCUGCACGAUGAAUGUUGCGGGCAGGUAUACGGCCUGCUUUUUGUUCGCCUCAGGUUGUUAUGCGGUCAACGCAGUCAUCUUGGGCUGGGUUACCGCAACUCUUGGCCAAACCAGCGAGAAGAAAGCUGCGGCAUUGUCAAUUGUCAACAUGUUUGGCAAUGCCUCGUUCAUCUAUACUCCAUACUUAUACCCCCAGUCAGAUGGACCGAAAUACUUGAUCGCGAUGUCUUCAAACACCGCAUUUUCCUUUGCUACGAUUGUGUGUGCGUGGAUCUUGAGAGUGUGGUUGAUGAGGACCAACUCCAAGAUCAGGAAGAGCGAUGCGACUAAUAAAGUGUUCUACGCGUACUAG
This is a messenger RNA of Exophiala aquamarina CBS 119918, 1449 nucleotides long. RefSeq lists its product as uncharacterized. Bases 1 to 1449 code for a protein of 482 amino acids. NCBI's taxonomy places the organism in Eukaryota, Fungi, Ascomycota, Eurotiomycetes, Chaetothyriales, Herpotrichiellaceae. Gene Ontology annotation, molecular function: transmembrane transporter activity. The record is from RefSeq and is a predicted model, not a curated record. The transcript is spliced from 4 exons. Gene Ontology annotation, biological process: transmembrane transport. Gene Ontology annotation, cellular component: membrane.